Diabrotica virgifera virgifera (western corn rootworm) is the source of this 1165-nucleotide messenger RNA. Its product is annotated as trypsin-like. The transcript has a single exon. NCBI's taxonomy places the organism in Eukaryota, Metazoa, Arthropoda, Insecta, Coleoptera, Chrysomelidae. The coding region runs from base 326 to 1165 and encodes 279 amino acids. The record is from RefSeq and is a predicted model, not a curated record. Gene Ontology annotation, molecular function: serine-type endopeptidase activity. Gene Ontology annotation, biological process: proteolysis.
UUAAGAAAGAUCAAUCAAUUUUUAACAAUAUUUCAAAUUAAAAUACAAAAUAAAAAUAGUUAUUUGAAAAUCAUAUCACAAUGAAUUUAAAGAAGGGAAUAUGGAAAAAUCCAGACCCUUUGAAAAGAGGAUUCCCUUCCAGUUAGUCUAAAUACGAGGACUGGCCAAGUACCUAAGAGGUGGAGGCCAUGAAACUACAAGAAGAAGAAGAAAUAAAAAAUAACAACAUACAUGACUAAGUCAUAAUAACUGUCAAUGAAAUAUAAUUUCGGAAAUUGGCCAAAUAAUUUGUGAGAAAAAUAAUCCACAUGUAAGUUUAUCGAAUAUGCUUACAUUAGAAUUAUUGUUACUAUCUAUACUAUUUGUGUCGUGCGUGCAACCAAAGUUAAGAAUAAUAGGUGGAGAAGAAUGCAAAAAAAGCUAUCCAUUUAUGGUUUCAAUUCGAAUAAGAAACAUACAUUAUUGUGCUGGAACUUUAAUAGCACCCAAAUGGGUUCUAACUGCUGCACAUUGUGUUAGCAAAACAAAUCUACAGACAGCCGUUAUUGGUAGUAACUAUUUAGUUCCCAAAUCUGACGAAUCUUUUAUGGAUGUAAGUAUCAUCGAAUAUACGAUACAUCCAAAUUUUGAUGAAGUUAAUUUUGUAAAUGAUAUAGCAGUGAUGAAACUUGCAGAACCAGUACGUUUUCCAUCCUUGGUACAGUUGCCGAAUAAAUCUUCAUCUGAGAAUAUACAAAUUUAUGAUCAGGAAUCAUUGGUAAUGGGAUGGGGAGCGGUUAUUGAAGGUUCUACAACUAGCAGUCCUGUACUCCGUUGUGUGUAUUUAUCUCUUAUUACUAUCGAGGAAUGUCGAUUAUAUUAUCCUCAAAAUCUGAUAGAAACGAGCCAGAUAUGUUCUCUAAGUAAAAAUCGUGAUGCAUGUCAAGGAGAUUCUGGAGGUCCACUGCUUACUCAUGACGUUCAAUAUGGUAUUGUAUCGUGGGGAUGGGGUUGUGGCAGAUAUCCUGGAGUCUACACCAAAGUGUAUCAUUUUCUCCACUUUAUCGAAGAGGCAAUAAAAAACGAUGCAAACAAUAAAUGUAUUAAUGUUGUUCUAUUUUUUCUACUAGUUUUAAGUGAAUUUUUAAAUAUUAAUAUACAUAAUAUAUUUUUAGGGAUAAAAUAA